Molecule: messenger RNA, 3745 nt
Organism: Populus nigra (black poplar)
Lineage: Eukaryota; Viridiplantae; Streptophyta; Magnoliopsida; Malpighiales; Salicaceae
Product: calcium-transporting ATPase 2, plasma membrane-type
Exons: 7
Coding region: 311-3361 (1016 amino acids)
Biological process (GO): calcium ion transmembrane transport
Cellular component (GO): membrane; intracellular membrane-bounded organelle
Molecular function (GO): ATP hydrolysis activity; calmodulin binding; ATP binding
Source: RefSeq, a predicted model, not a curated record
AUAACAGUUCUGUUACAAAAAUAGAAAGCAGAUAGCAAAAAGAAACCGAAAGUAUUUCUUGUUCCGUUCCGUUCUAUAGAAUCUUAACCUAAGCUGCCCUUUUUUGUUCGUUUACCACCGUAAAAUUCAAAAGCAAGUGCGUUGAAACUUCCUCGGAUUCCUCCGUUCUUUCUCGGCGGCUGCUGCUUCGAAUAAGAAACACGUUCUGCUUUUUAUUAAAAAAGUUGCUUCGUAGAAAUUUCUGCUGGAGUUUUGUAUUUAAAUCAAGUUUGUUUGUUUGCAUUGAGGAAAGAAAGAAAGGAAGAGAAGGAUGGAGAGGUUAAUGAGUGGGGAUUUUGAUGUGACAGCGAAGCAUUCAUCAGAGGAAGCGUUGCAGAAAUGGAGGAAGUUAUGUGGGGUGGUGAAGAAUCCUAAGAGAAGGUUUCGUUUCACUGCCAAUCUUUCCAAACGAUAUGAGGCUGCUGCUAUGCGUAAAACCAAUCAGGAGAAAUUAAGGAUUGCUGUUCUGGUUUCCAAAGCUGCGUUUCAGUUUAUCCAAGGUGUCUCCCCAAGCGACUAUAACGUACCUGCAGAAGUCAAGGCUGCAGGUUUUGACUUGUGUGCUGACGAGUUAGGAUCAAUUGUUGAAGGCCAUGAUGUCAAGAAGCUCAAAUUUCAUGGUGGGGUAACUGGUGUUUCUGAAAAGCUCUGCACUUCAAUCGUUGAUGGGCUAACCACAACGGAUAGUGAUCUACUGAAUCGUAGACAAGAGAUUUAUGGGAUCAAUAAGUUUGCCGAGAGCCAACCUCGGAGUUUCUGGAUAUUUGUUUGGGAAGCACUUCAGGAUAUGACUCUUAUGAUACUUGGAGUGUGUGCUUUUGUGUCUUUGAUUGUUGGCAUAGCAACAGAAGGAUGGCUAGAGGGAGCCCAUGAUGGCCUUGGAAUUGUUGCAAGUAUCUUGUUAGUCGUGUUUGUGACAGCUAUAAGUGAUUACCGUCAAUCGUUACAAUUCAGGGACUUGGACACAGAGAAAAAGAAAAUCAUCAUUCAGGUCACUAGAAAUGGAUUUAGGCAGAAAUUGUCAAUAUAUGAUCUGCUUCCUGGUGAUAUAGUGCACCUUGCUAUUGGAGACCAAGUACCUGCUGAUGGGCUUUUUGUUUCAGGAUUUUCUGUAUUAAUUGAUGAGUCGAGUUUAACUGGUGAAAGUGAGCCAGUAAUGGUAAAUUCUGAAAAUCCUUUUAUGCUUUCUGGAACUAAGGUCCAAGAUGGAUCAUGCAAGAUGAUGGUUGCCACUGUUGGGAUGAGAACCCAAUGGGGUAAAUUGAUGGCGACUCUAAGUGAAGGAGGCGAUGAUGAAACUCCACUGCAGGUAAAACUGAAUGGAGUGGCAACCAUUAUUGGAAAGAUUGGCCUUUUCUUUGCUGUAGUGACUUUUGCAGUUCUGGUACAAGGGUUAUUUAGCCACAAGUGGCAAGCAGGGACUUACUUUCGCUGGUCUGGAGAUGAUGCACUGGAAAUAUUGGAAUACUUUGCCAUUGCAGUUACAAUUGUUGUUGUUGCAGUUCCCGAAGGGCUACCACUAGCUGUGACGUUGAGCCUUGCAUUUGCCAUGAAGAAGAUGAUGAAUGAUAAAGCACUUGUUCGACAUCUGGCAGCUUGUGAGACUAUGGGGUCCGCAACAACCAUCUGCAGUGACAAAACUGGGACACUAACUACUAAUCACAUGACUGUUGUGAAGUCAUGCAUUUGCAUGGAAGUCAAGGUAGUUGACCAACCUACUAAGGCUGCUAGCUUGGUCUCUGAAAUGCCUGUUUCUGCUGUAAAACUUCUCCUGCAAUCAAUAUUUAACAACACUGGAGGUGAGGUUGUUGUUAACAAAGAUGGUAAACGUGAGAUUUUAGGAACACCCACCGAGACUGCUUUAUUGGAGUUUGCCUUAUCCCUGGGUGGAGAUUUCCAGGCAGAACGACAAGCUGUGAAACUUGUUAAAGUUGAACCUUUCAACUCCACGAAGAAGCGAAUGGGGGUAGUGAUGGAACUUCAUGAAGGUGGUUUGCGAGCCCACACCAAAGGUGCUUCAGAAAUAGUUUUGGCUGCUUGUGACAAGGUGAUCAAUUCAAAUGGUGACAUUGUUCCCCUGGAUGAAGAAUCCAUUAACCUCCUUAAGGAUACAAUCGAUCAGUUUGCUAAUGAGGCUCUUAGAACUCUCUGUAUUGCCUAUAUGGAACUGGAAGGUGGGUUCUCCCCUGAGAAUCCUAUGCCAGUUUCUGGUUAUACUUGUAUAGGGAUUGUGGGUAUCAAAGAUCCUGUUCGUCCAGGAGUCAAGGAGUCUGUUGCAGUAUGUCGUUCAGCUGGUAUCACUGUACGAAUGGUUACAGGAGAUAAUAUAAAUACUGCAAAGGCUAUUGCAAGGGAAUGUGGGAUUCUUACUGAUGAUGGUAUAGCAAUUGAGGGUCCAGAUUUCCGAGAGAAGAGCCUGGAAGAAUUGCUCCAACUAGUUCCCAAAAUUCAGGUGAUGGCUCGAUCUUCACCUCUUGACAAACAUACACUGGUGAAACAUUUGCGAACGACCUUUGGUGAGGUUGUUGCAGUGACUGGUGAUGGAACAAACGAUGCUCCAGCACUCCAUGAAGCCGAUAUUGGUCUAGCAAUGGGCAUUGCUGGAACUGAGGUGGCUAAAGAGAGUGCUGAUGUCAUAAUUCUGGAUGACAAUUUCUCAACCAUCGUGACAGUAGCCAAAUGGGGACGCUCAGUUUACAUAAAUAUUCAAAAAUUCGUACAGUUCCAGCUGACUGUUAACGUGGUGGCCUUAAUUGUUAACUUCUCUUCAGCUUGUUUGACAGGUAGUGCUCCCCUCACUGCUGUCCAGCUUUUGUGGGUAAACAUGAUCAUGGAUACCCUGGGAGCACUUGCACUUGCAACUGAGCCUCCAAAUGAUGAACUAAUGAAGCGUUCCCCAGUUGGAAGGAAAGGGAACUUUAUCAGCAGCGUCAUGUGGAGGAAUAUCUUAGGCCAAUCUCUUUACCAGUUUAUGGUAAUAUGGCACCUUCAAGCCAAAGGGAAAGCAUUAUUUAGUCUCGAUGGCCCUGAUUCUGAUCUAGUCCUGAACACCCUUAUAUUCAAUUCAUUCGUCUUUUGUCAGAUAUUCAAUGAGAUAAGCUCCCGCGAGAUGGAGGAGAUUGAUGUUUUCAAAGGCAUAUUGGAUAACUAUGUUUUUGUUGCUGUUAUUGGUGGCACUGUCCUUUCCCAAAUCAUAAUCGUGGAAUUCCUGGGUACAUUUGCAAAUACAACACCUCUCACUUUCGCACAGUGGUUCCUUAGUGUGCUCAUUGGAUUUCUUGGCAUGCCGAUUGCUGCUGGUUUAAAGAAGAUCCCUGUAUAGAUCGCGUUUCAGAGAUCCCUUCUAAAACUGAAGUUUGGACAACGGGAUUUGAGGAGGCCUUUUCAAGCAAUGGAAGACUUGUGAAGUGCUCAGCAUGUUGUCCAAGAAAUUUUCUUAGUUUGUUGUCUACGAGACCAGGUGCAGAAAUAUUAUUAUCCUAGAAACAGUUUUCCAAAACAAAUGUUCCUUGAUCCUGACUUUUCUUUUACGUAGUGAAUAUUCCUGGCAACUAAAAAGAUGGCAGCAAUUUUUUCUUGAAUCUUUUGAUGGAAUUUUGGUAGGUCUACACUCUACAAUCAUGUAAUUGAACUUCUUCAUUCAUUCAAUCAAUGUACUAAUUCAAAUUUUUUAUUUAAAAAAAAUAAAUUGUAAUGCUUUUUGUUC